AUGGAGCUCCAUUACCUUACUAAGAAGAGCAGCCAGGCAGACCUGUGCAAUGCCAUGGACCAUAAUUCAGGAGGGCUUCCUGGUGACCCUGUAGAUGUAGCAGCCAUCAGGGCUGCUCUUUGCUGUCAAAAACACUGUAUAUCUACACCAAGAUUAUCUGGGAUGGAAGGGUCUAGACUUAGCCCUUCUCCAGCAUCCCCUUCUUCCUGUCUGCAAGACAGUGUUAUUCAGCCAAACUUCUUCCCACCAGGACCCCUUGACUCAGGGAACACCCAAAUAACAGCAGAACGGAAAGUCUGCAACUGCUGCAGCCAAGAAUUAGAAACAUCUUUUACUUAUGUGGAUGAGAAUGUCAACUUGGAGCAGCGGAACCGGAGGUCCCCUUCAGCAAAAGGCAGUAAUCAUCCUGAAGACCUUGGCUGGGGAAAUCCAAGUGAAUGGUCUCAUGAGGCUGCCAUAUCCUUGAUCUCCGAAGAUGAAGAUGACACCAGUUCAGAAGUCACAUCUUCAGGGAAGUCAAUUGACUAUGGUUUCAUCAGCGCCAUCUUGUUCUUGGUCACCGGCAUUUUGCUGGUGAUCAUUUCUUACAUUGUCCCACGAGAGGUGACAGUGGAUCCCAACAGCGUGGCAGCCAGGGAGAUGGAACGUCUAGAGAAGGAGAGUGCAAGGCUCGGGGCUCAUCUGGACCGCUGUGUGAUUGCUGGGCUCUGCCUCCUCACGCUUGGGGGGGUUGUUCUGUCUUGUUUGUUAAUGAUGUCUAUGUGGAAGGGGGAGCUCUAUCGUCGAAACAGAUUUGCAUCUUCCAAAGAAUCUGCAAAACUCUAUGGUUCUUUCAACUUCAGGAUGAAAACCAGCACUAAUGAAAACACCCUGGAGCUGUCCUUGGUAGAAGAAGAUGCUCUCACUGUGCAGAGUUAA
Molecule: messenger RNA, 918 nt
Organism: Urocitellus parryii (Arctic ground squirrel)
Lineage: Eukaryota; Metazoa; Chordata; Mammalia; Rodentia; Sciuridae
Gene: Tmem74
Product: transmembrane protein 74
Source: RefSeq, a predicted model, not a curated record